Messenger RNA from Pundamilia nyererei, 7516 nucleotides. Its product is annotated as latrophilin-3. Gene Ontology annotation, biological process: cell surface receptor signaling pathway; adenylate cyclase-activating G protein-coupled receptor signaling pathway. Gene Ontology annotation, molecular function: G protein-coupled receptor activity; carbohydrate binding. The coding region runs from base 960 to 5603 and encodes 1547 amino acids. Gene Ontology annotation, cellular component: plasma membrane. NCBI's taxonomy places the organism in Eukaryota, Metazoa, Chordata, Actinopteri, Cichliformes, Cichlidae. The record is from RefSeq and is a predicted model, not a curated record. The transcript has 25 exons.
CCCUUGGUCUCCGUACAGAAUUACUCCCAGCCAGUGCGCGCAAUUGGUUUGUCAUAGUCGCAGAGAGCUCAGUUUUUCUGGACCCAAACAACUUAGCUUCUUUUUCUUUUUUCUUCUUCUUCACACUCCUCACCUCUUCCGUGGAGCUUUUCUCACAAGAUACCCUCCCUUCCCUACCUCCUCUUGUCCCCACUCCUCAUUUGCCCCCCACUUAAAUUCAUCUGGAUACUCUUUUUUUUCUUCUAUUUUAAAUCGUGUGUUGGUGUGCGUGAGCGCAUGGUGGCGAGAGGGGCUGCUGGCGUUUUUCAAGCUUUUUACGGGACGUGAUGUAGCCUCCCCGCACACAGAAAGGACGCCUUGUGCCAUAAAGGGAUCUAAGGGGACAGUGUACCGUGGAUGCAACGCGAGGAAGCCGCCGUUUCAUCACUGGAUAGUGAAGCAGCAGCGGCAGAUAGAGGCGAUUUUUACGGGGAUAUUGAACGGAGCGACAGGAGGCAACACUUUGGAAUCGCUGCCCUCCUCUCUCCCUCUCUCUCUUCGACCCCCAUCAAGUCUCUCUCUUUCCCCCCACACACACAAACACACACUCGCUGUGCAGUAAAGGACUGUACCUGAAAAGACACUUGAAAUUAACGCUGACUUUGAGGACGGAGUGCUAUUUCCUCCGCCGUUUCUAAAUGCGCGGACAGGAAGUGCUUUCCCUAUCUGGAAUGUGAUAUACGGGAUUUGUUCAGCAGCAGCACUCAAGGACCGCUCUCCUCUCUCAAACUGAGACUUUGGAAGGCAUCUGGAAUCCGAGCAUCAAGGCUUGCUGCGGUCCUGUGGGAAGUGUGGCGCAGUGGAGGGAUCGGUGCCAUAAAGGAAGCACCCAGCUGGGGCAUUUGCCAGCAAAACACUGAGUACUGAACUUAUCUGGGACCUUCAGCAGCGGGCGGUAAGAGGAGGAGGAGGAGGAGGCCAUGUUGACCGCACGCCUGCUAGUCCUCGCCAGCCUCUUCGCACCAGCCGCACUGGCCUUCAGUCGAGCACCCAUCCCCAUGGCGGUGGUGAGGAGGGAGCUGUCGUGCGAGAGCUACCCCAUUGAGCUACGGUGCCCGGGCACUGACGUCAUCCUGAUCGAAAGCGCCAACUACGGCCGCACUGAUGAUAAGAUCUGCGACGCAGACCCAGCACAGAUGGAGAACACACGGUGUUACCUUCCAGAUGCAUACAAGAUCAUGUCUCAAAGAUGUAACAACAGGACCCAGUGUGCUGUUGUGGCAGGACCAGACGUAUUUCCUGACCCGUGCCCGGGAACCUACAAAUACCUGGAAGUCCAGUAUGAAUGUGUGCCCUACAAAGUGGAACAAAAAGGCUCCUCAGUAUUCCUGUGCCCAGGGCUUCUGCGGAGGGUGUACCAGAGCGAGCAUCUCUUUGAAUCGGACCACCAGUCCGGAGCUUGGUGCAAAGACCCUCUUCAAGCUUCGGAUAAGAUCUACUACAUGCCUUGGACACCCUACCGCACGGACACCUUGACCGAAUACUCAUCCAAAGAAGACUUUGUCGCUGGAAGGCCGACAACGACCUACAAGCUUCCGCAUCGCGUUGACGGAACGGGCUUUGUGGUCUACGACGGGGCGCUCUUCUUCAACAAGGAGCGCACACGCAACAUUGUCAAGUUUGACCUGCGAACUCGCAUCAAGAGCGGCGAGGCCAUCAUAGCCAACGCCAACUACCACGACACAUCGCCGUACCGCUGGGGAGGGAAAUCAGACAUUGAUUUGGCUGUUGACGAAAACGGCCUGUGGGUGAUUUACGCGACCGAGCAGAACAAUGGGCGGAUUGUGAUCAGCCAACUCAAUCCCUACACACUGCGCGUUGAGGGGACCUGGGACACGGCGUAUGACAAGCGUUCGGCAUCCAACGCCUUCAUGAUUUGCGGAAUCCUUUAUGUGGUGAAGUCGGUGUAUGAGGAUGAUGACAAUGAAGCGACGGGAAACAAGAUCGAUUACAUCUACAACACAGAACUCAGUAAAGACGGCUUCCUGGACAUCCCUUUCCCCAACUCCUAUCAGUACAUUGCUGCUGUGGAUUAUAACCCCAGGGACAAUCUACUGUAUGUUUGGAACAAUUACCACGUUGUCAAGUACUCUCUUGAUUUUGGAGCAUUGGACAACAGGCUAGAAACGUCCUCCUCGAUAAUGGUGUACAUGGAUACCACGACCACAACAACGAGGACCUCCACCAGACCUCCUGUUACCACGACAACCACGACAUCCAGGACCACCAAGGUGCCCGCCACGACGCCUUUGGUGGUCCAGUCGCCACGAACCACAUCGGCAGUGGUGGAACCGUACCAGACGGUCUUGGAAGAUUUGGAGCAAGAAGAUGUCAACGCGGCGCCGGCCACCGCUAAGCUACCAAAUCUUAGGGUGGAGUACUGCAGUCCACUGGUGAUGAUGGACGUGUCCUGGCCGAGGACGAAGCAGGGAACGUUAGCCAAGAUGCCCUGUCCACCUGGAUCAUUAGGUGUGGCCUCAUACAUGUGCAUGGGCCCCGAAGGAUACUGGGACUCCCAGGGGCCUGACUUUAGCAACUGUACCUCGCCUUGGGUCAACAUCAUCAGCCAAAAGAUAAAAGCCGGAGAGACGGCGGCGGUCAUCGCCCGGGAGCUGGCAGAGCAAACCAAGAGCAAUCUUCAGGCGGGGGACAUCACCUACACGGUGAAGGCCAUGGUUCAGCUGGUGGAUCUGCUUGACGUGCAGCUGAGGAACCUCACACCAGGUGGCAAGGACAGUGCAGCACGGAGCCUCAAUAAGUUGCAGAAGAGAGAGCGCUCGUGUCGGUUUUAUGUUCAGGCCAUGGUGGAGACCGUCAACAAUUUGCUACAGCCGCAGGCCCAGGCGGCUUGGAGGGAGCUGAGCACAGGCGAGCAGCUGAGGGCCGCCACCAUGCUGCUGGACACGGUCGAGCAGGGGGCCUUCGUCCUGGCUGAUAACCUGCUCAAGACGGACAUCGUGCAAGAGAACACCGACAACAUCCAGCUGGAGGUAGCGAGAAUGAGCACAGAUGGGAAUUUGCCUGAUCUGAAGUUCCCACAAUCCGGAGGACAAGGCAACUCUAUCCACCUCUCAGCGAACACACUGAAGCAGCACGGAAGAAACGGUGAAAUCCGAAUAGCGUUCGUCCUGUACAAGCACAUCGGGGUCUAUCUUUCAACUGAGAACGCCAGCAUGAAGCUGGGCAGCGAAGCCCUGGCCACCAACUACUCUGUGAUCGUCAACUCGCCGGUCAUCACAGCCGCCAUCAACAAGGACUCUAACAAAGUCUACCUCUCUGACCCGGUCAUUUUCACCAUUAGACAUCUGCAGCAAUCUGAGGAGAACUUCAACCCCAACUGUUCGUUCUGGAGCUACAGCAAGCGAACCAUGACUGGUUACUGGUCGACGCAGGACUGCCGCUUGCUAGGCACCAACAAGACACACACCACAUGCUCCUGUACACAUCUGACCAACUUUGCUGUCCUCAUGGCUCACGUGGAUGUAAAGAACACCAACCCUGUUCACGAAAUGCUUCUAGACGUCAUUACUUGGGUUGGCAUCCUCCUGUCGCUGGUCUGCCUGCUCAUCAGCCUUUUCACCUUCUGCUUCUUCCGUGGCCUCCAGAGCGAUCGCAACACCAUCCAUAAAAACCUGUGCAUCAGUCUGUUCAUUGCCGAGUCCCUCUUUCUGGUGGGGAUAAAUCGGGGUGACCAGCCGAUUGCGUGUGCUGUUUUCGCCGCCCUCCUCCACUUCUUCUUCCUGGCAGCGUUCACGUGGAUGUUCCUAGAGGGCGUGCAGCUCUACAUCAUGCUGGUGGAGGUGUUUGAGAGCGAGCACUCACGGCGACGCUACUUCUAUCUGGUGGGCUACGGGGUCCCAGCGCUAAUUGUGGCCGUUUCAGCUGCGGUGGACUACCGCAGCUACGGCACCGACCGAGUUUGCUGGCUUCGCCUGGACACCUACUUCAUUUGGAGUUUCAUAGGACCAGCAACCUUGAUAAUUAUGCUCAACGUGAUCUUUCUGGGCAUCGCUCUCUACAAGAUGUUCCAUCACACAGCCAUCUUGAAACCAGACUCUGGUUGCCUGGACAACAUCAAAUCUUGGGUGAUCGGCGCCAUCGCCUUGCUAUGUCUGCUGGGCCUAACCUGGGCUUUCGGCCUCAUGUACGUCAACGAGAGCACAGUGGUGAUGGCCUACCUCUUCACUAUCUUCAACUCCCUGCAGGGAAUGUUCAUCUUCAUCUUCCACUGUGUGCUGCAGAAGAAGGUGCGUAAGGAGUACGGGAAGUGCCUGCGUACUCACUGCUGCAGCGGCAAAAGCGUGGACAGCUCCAUUGGCUCUGGCAAGGGCACCGCCACGCGUGCUCCAGGACGUUAUUCGACGGGAUCGCAGAGCCGCAUCCGUCGAAUGUGGAACGACACGGUCAGAAAACAGUCCGAGUCCUCUUUUAUGACCGGGGACAUCAACAGCUCUGCAUCGCUCAACAGAGGGGCUAUGGCUAACCAUCUUAUACCUAAUGCACUCCUACGUCCUCAUGGCACUAACAAUCCCUAUAAUACAUUGCUUGGGGAAUCGGCAGUCUAUAACAACCCUCUGGGCAUGUACAACACACAAGAGCCCUACAGAGAGACAAAGGGAAUCCUGAACAAUGCCCGGGAUACAAGUGUCAUGGAUACUCUACCACUGAAUGGUAACCAUGGCAACAGUUAUAGCAUUGCCAGCGCUGAGUACAUGAGUGACUGCGUCCAGAUCAUUGAUCGGGGCUAUAACCACAAGGAGACGACCCUGGAAAAGAAGAUCCUAAAAGAGCUCACCUCCAAUUACAUCCCCUCCUACCUCAACAAUUCCCACGAGCGCUCAAGCGAGCAGAAUCGGAACCUCAUGAAUAAGCUGGUCAAUAAUGUUAGCAAUGGCGGCAAGGACGGCGGCUACGGGAUGGGCUUGGGCGUAGGGAUGGGCAUGAAUGUCGCGCUGGGCCUUGAUGACCAUUCCACCUUUGUCCCCCACCACGACGAAGGCCUCGGUUUGGAGUUGAUACGCGAGGAGUCGAACGCCCCGCUGUUGCCGCAGAGGCCGCCCCCAUCCCUGCAGGCGGUGGACAACCUUCACAAUCACCUCCACCAGUCGGCACCCCCACCCCUGCCGCUGCCGCACCACCCCUUCUCGUCCGCCAGCGCUUCCUCCUCGUCUCGAAGGAGGAUCCCCCAGGAGAACAGCGAAAGCUUCUUCCCUUUACUCACCAACGAGCACACUGAGGAAGAAGGCUCGUCGCCCAGCCACAGCCACCAGAGAGACUCCCUCUACACCAGCAUGCCCAUGCUGCCCGGCCUGCCCGACGUGUCCGGAGAAUCGGCAGACGGCUCCAAGGAGGGCGGCGACGCCAAGAGCCCGGAGGCCAGCUCGGACGACGUUUACUACAAAAGCAUGCCCAACUUGGGCUCACGUAACCACCUCCAUCAGCUGCAUUCCUACUACCAGCUAGGGCGGGGCAGUAGUGAUGGCUUCAUUGUUCCCCCCAACAGAGAGGAUCUAUCUCCAGAAGAGGCCCAGCAGGAGCCCUCGCACCUAGUCACCAGCCUAUAGGCCCGAACCCCCUCCCACCCGUGCCCAUUGUAUUCUCGCAGUCCUCUACUCUUCCCCCGUGUGCCCUUGGUCCAUCAGUCGUUGGAAGUGGUAGCCUUUAUUCUCUUUAUUCUGUGUCCCGAAGACUGAGGCGGAGGAAGGAACUGUACCCUCGCUGUUACCGACAACAAGCAGGAUAAUAAUUGCUACGAAUGCGGUGGUGGGGGGCGUCGUCGGCAGUUAAUAUGUGACUCUAUUUAGUUAGACACUGCAGAAGGUUGAUGUUGUGCCCCCUCUCCUCCACUCGUCGCCCCCAACCCACACACCGAACACCCCACAACACCACAUCCACCCCGUCCCCUCCCAAACCCUGUGUGGUUUGCCGUGUUUUGUCUCGUUGUGAAAAGAGACAAUUACUCACACAGGAUUUUUAGGUCUCAGAGAUAUAGUGUUGACAGUCUACAGGAACUGCAUACCCCUAAAGUCUGAAACUGAAGACUUCACCAGAAUUAAAACGAAACAAAAAACAAAAAAAAGACUAUUUUAUUAUACUUCUGUAUCUAUAUUGACUUUUUGAGAGAUUUUCUUCCUCUUUGGUGAGUUGCAGCACAUUUUGUUUGCUGAAGUGUCCCUUCAAUGAAAAAAAAAGACAAAAACCACACAUAUACGCACACACAGAUACAUUUUGGACAGUUACCAUAAAGGAAUUAUUGAUUGUAUGCUUUUAAGCAUAACUGUUCUUUUUUUUUGUUGUUGUUUGUUUUUGUUUCUUUCUUUGAUUUUACUGUAAUUCCAGUUGUUAAAAGAGGGAGAAAAAAACUAAUAAGAGAAUUGCGAGAUAUUUCUAUGUAACUGUACAGAUAACUAGCAUUGCACAUAAUAGUAUGCUUUUUUUCCCGUUCCAAGCGAACCCUUUUGUCUCUGUAAAUGUAGUGAUUAGGAGCAAUUUUGUUCUCUUGUGCUGGCCCUUCUGGGCUUUUGGUGCCAGUCUGUUUUUUUUCUUUCUCUUUUAUCACUUUCUGAGAAAUGACCAUCGAAAUAGGAGCAAAAUUACACAAAAAAUACCACAAGAACACACUUAUCGUGCCGCAUUUUCGUGAACCGUAUUCACCUUUCUUUUUCAGGUCUGUUUUUUUUUUUUAUUAUUAUUAUUUCCGCCUGGUUCGUUUUCUCUUUCGUUUUCAAAUCUCUUUUUUUUACUGUGUAGAUAGCAGAGCUCUGAUUCACAGAUUGUCAAGGAGACAGAAUCAGUCCAAUUUAAUCACGAGGUGUCCCUCAGAAAGUUUAUAGUGCAUCCUGCAUCUAUAUUGGCAUUCAGAAAACGCUUGUGCUUCUCAGAAAGAGAACAAAUUGAACCUUGAUGAGCACUAGACACUUGUGCAAAAAAAAACAAAGAAAGAUGGCUGUUUUACUUAUUAAAGAAAGAGCUUUUGAAGUGAGAAAAACUGGAAGUGUUUUUCUUUUUCUUCCUCAAGGAGAAAAUCUAUUUAUUUAUUUGUUAAAUAAACAGUAAUAAAGGAUGGGAGCAAGUUUAGCAGCAAAAAGAAGUUUUUCUUAUUGGCUAUAAUUAUGGCUUCUUAUUUAUUCUUUUUUUUUUGUAUUGGUUUCCGAGUUGAAUGACCUCAUAACUAAUAUUUGUUGUAACAGUGAAACUUGUUUGCCAACAAAUAAAUUACUGAUUAAGAUUUAUCAUGUAGCUAUGACAAAAGUGCUGGUGUUUUGUCUGAGUCCCGGGACACUUUUGUAUGGAUAACAGCCGAAGACCUCCAAAUAACGGAACGAUCGAGUCUUUUCUUACUUCUGAGUUCGUAUUCGUCAUUAGCCCUCUGUCCAUUUUAGUGCCAAGUCAGUUUUGGCCCCGGCAACAGUGGAUGUGCUCUGUAUGCUCUGGUCUGCUUUAUAAUAGAAGCAGUGGUUUCAUAAGCUGUAAUAAA